AUGUCACCGUAUGGCAACAAGGCUCUCGCCAUGACCAUAGGACUAGCCAUCAUUUUGUCUUUUUCAUUUGUCCUCUUGACCGACGAUGCAUGUAAAUCGAUUCCGAUUGAGAAUGGACACAUUCAUAUCUGCGAGACCACUCCCGGGGUGCGCUCUUUUAGCGGCCACAUCACCAUACCCCCAAGUGAAGACUCUCGCGUCGAGAGCAACAUGUUCUUCAUGUUUUUCGAGGCCCGAAAGUCCCCACGCGAGGCCCCACUAACUCUCUGGCUCCAGGGCGGCCCAGGCUCGGGCUCGAUCGGCCAAGCCGUGUCGGGCCACAGCGGCCCGUGCCGCGUCACCGGUCCCGACGGCACGGCAACCGAGCUGAACCCCUGGAGCUGGAACAACGAGGCCAACAUGCUGUACGUCGACCAGCCGGUGCUGACCGGCUACAGCUACGACACCAUUUCGCGCGGUUUCCGCAACGUGACGACCGGACACAUCGCCGUGGGCGACGACGCCUUUGCCCAGAUCCCCGCCGACAAUGCAACCAUCCGCAGGGGCCUCUUCGCCAGCCAGGACGCCAAGAACGCCCCGAACACGACCGACACGGCCGUCGCCCAGCUGGUCCGCUUCCUGGACAUCUGGACCCGCGACUUUGCCCGAUACCCUCACGACGAGAUCAACAUCUGGGCUCAGUCGUACGGGGGCCACUUUGCACCCGCGCUCGCCGCCGCCCUCAUGGCCCGGCGCCGCGACAGGCCCGAGCUGAUGUCGGUCGGGUCCGUCGGCAUCAUCAACGGGUUGGUCGACCUGGUGCUGCAAGCCCCGUCACUGACGACCUUCCCCGUCAACAACACAUAUGGCAUCAAGGCUUACUCGGAAGACGUGGCCGCCCAGGCCAGAUCCAUCUUGCCCACAUGCAUUGCCCAGAGCGGCGAGUGUCAGGCGCUGCAGCGGUCCAAGACCAAGAGCAGGAAAGAGAUUGACGACACCUGCGCGGCCGCCUUUGGAACCUGCUGGGGACUGGCUGCGCUCUACGACGCCAAUGCGGAUCGUGGCUUUUUUGAUAUUGGCCACCAGGCGCUAGACCCCUUUCCGCCAGAGUACAUAGUAGGCUGGCUCAACAAUGACGAGGUGAUGCGGAAGAUUGGCGCCAGAAUUAAUUAUACCGAGACCAGCGGCGCGACGGAGAAUGGGUUUGCAAUGACGGGCGACUUUAUACGGAGUUCAGCCGAUGAGCUGGUUGGACUGAUUGAUGCGGGGGUCAAGGUAGCGUUGGUUCAUGGAGAUCGUGACUUUCGUUGCAACUGGAUCGGUGGUGAAGCCGUCAGUCUGGCCCUGAACCACUCCAAAAAAGAACAGUUCGCCGCGGCGGGGUACACAGACAUCAAAACCAACAACACCUACGUUGGCGGCAAGGUCCGGCAGCAGGGCCUUUUCUCCUUCAGCCGGGUCUUCCAGGCCGGCCACGAGGUUCCAAUGUAUCAGCCGGAGACGGCCUAUCGGAUUUUUAUGCGGACCAUCACGGGCAAGGACGUGGCGACGGGCACGGUUGAUGUUGUCAAGGACAGCGGCUUCGCAACACAGGGACCUUGGUCGGUUUUUAACGUGCAGCAGCCGCCUCCUCCGCAUCCGCCCAACGAAUGCUAUAUUGACUAUUCGCCACUCGGAUGGCGCUGCACCAAGGAGCAGAUUGCAGCUCUGACGAACGGGACGGCGGUAGUUGAGAAUCGAGUCGUGGUAGCGCCAGCUGCUUGA
Messenger RNA from Pyricularia pennisetigena, 1743 nucleotides. RefSeq lists its product as uncharacterized. Gene Ontology annotation, molecular function: serine-type carboxypeptidase activity. The transcript has 3 exons. NCBI's taxonomy places the organism in Eukaryota, Fungi, Ascomycota, Sordariomycetes, Magnaporthales, Pyriculariaceae. Gene Ontology annotation, biological process: proteolysis. Gene Ontology annotation, cellular component: fungal-type vacuole. The record is from RefSeq and is a predicted model, not a curated record. The coding region runs from base 1 to 1743 and encodes 580 amino acids.